UUCAUAAUUAAAAGGUUAAACAGUCGAGUUCACUCAAAAAUGAAUUCUAAAAUUUUAAUUUGUACUUUAAUCAUUUGCAUUAGUGCAGUUUGUGGAUAUACGUUGGGGAAUUCUGAGAAGUAUAUACCUGAUGAUGGUUCACCUAGACUAGCACGACAAGUUUGCAAUAACUGCGUUGUUGGACCUCCAUCACCAGGCUAUAAUAAUAGAAGACCAUCCACAAACUAUCGUACAACUCCAAAACCUCGACCUACUCAACGAAAUUCUCUAAAUCGAGGAUAUUCAACAUCAUCAAGAAGCUCAUAUAGCUCAAGCAGCUAUAACACUAGAGGAGGCUACAACAACAACAACAGAGGCUACCAACAACCAAGUAACGGUUGCAGAUGUUUUGGAAACACCUGCUUUGAUUGCAGUAUCGGAAAGUGAAUUUUGUCAUCGCCUUAAUGAUUCAAAUGUUAAUGAAAAGUUUCAAUAUGUAACACAAAACUUGAUUGUAUAACAGCUUGAAGUUCAUUAUCAAUAAAACACGGAGGCAUUUUGCAUAAAUUUUUUCAACAUUCAUUAUCAUAUUUUCGGCAAACAACUCUGAACCUGUUUUCUGUGUAUAAAUAUUACAAGAAAAUUCAAGAGUGACGAUGUUUGUGGAUGUGACAGUGAAAUUGAUGACAUUGACCCAAAUAUUAUUUCAUAUAUAAAAGAUUCGGUGAAUCUCAAAAAGUCAAGAGUUUUAGUUUACAUUUUAAUCAGUCAUGAAGCUUUAUUUUGUAGUCUUAAUCGUGAUGGCUUGUGUGCUUUUUGAAGUCACAGCACGUCCACAAUUCCCAUCAAUCCCUGGAUUACCCUCAUUUCCAGCAAUCCAACCUAUUAAGAAUCCAGCUCUAUCUGCUAUGGCAAACUUUUUCAAAGGAGUUGGAAAUGGUCUAUUAGCUAUUGGCAAGUAAUCAUCAGGAACAACCAAAUAAAAAGACAAAUUGAGGCAGAACAAUUAGAUUAAAAAAUGGUAAUAUUGCUAAGCUUCUAUAAAAAUACUGCGACUUCAAAUUCAGCUGACCAUAAAAAAAAUUUCAUCAAAGUCUGCAAUUCACAUGCUUACAUCUUCAAAAACUUUCAAAUGAUCCAUAAAAAUUUCACCGAGAUCGAAAUGAUCGAAAUAGAGAAUUGACCUCGAUACUUUCUUGUGUAUAUAAAUGCUUCCGCAAAAACCUUCAGCAGAUUGAGUUGGAAUUUGAAGAUCAAUCAAACAUGAAGUCGUCAGUGGUUUUCUUGUGUGUAUUAUUGAUAGCUGUAAGUUAAGGAU
Molecule: messenger RNA, 1297 nt
Organism: Chironomus riparius
Lineage: Eukaryota; Metazoa; Arthropoda; Insecta; Diptera; Chironomidae
Source: the annotation of a GenBank genome assembly